CCACGUCCCACCACGUCCCCACCACCAGCACCAACCCCUGCCGCAUCGAUUCUAAUCGAUACUCCGCCUAGUCCAUCGGAAUGUCUCUAAGAACCGCAAACUGAUCAGCAUUCCCACCGGGAAACUUGGAUUCACCGACAGCACGCUGCUUCCAUUAGUUUGACUUGUCAGCCCGAUUCUAAUCGAUUCCGAUCGAUAUCUGGGGAGCCGGCGAGUUCCCAAGUGAUGGUGCGAGAUGCCGCUCUCCAAUCGGCAGGGAUCUGGCUCGAUCUUGCGCUCGGGAAUGCUGCUCUGAAGUUUGCGGGCGCGCUGGCAGUUCGGCCAUGGGAGGCAGGCAGAGCAAAGGGAGGCAGUUUGUAGAGGAGGCGGAGGGUGUCCCUCAGAGCUGCAGGAAGAAACCCCCAGGUCGGGACAGAGGAGACUUCCUCCGGGGCUUGGUGCUGAAGUCCGGGGAGAAGUGCACCAGGAGCCCGGGGGCUCCCCCCUACCAGAGGCGGAUUGCUAUGAUUCAGGACAUGGCGGCCCUGGCCAAGCAAGGCCGGCAGGAGGAGGCCUCGAACCUACUGAGGACCUUGCGGCAGGAUUUAGGAAUGGAGUCGACUUCACUGGAUGACGUCCUCUGCAGAUAUGCAAGUUUCCGCAACCUCGUGGAUCCUAUCACUCAUGACUUGAUCAUCAGCCUCGCUCGAUAUAUCCACUGCCCCAAACCGGAAGGAGACUCAGUUGGAGCCAUGGAGAAGGUUUGCAGGCAGCUCACCUACCACCUGAGCCCACACUCGCAGUGGAGACCUCAGGGCGUCAUGAAACGGAAGCCCCAAGCCUGUCUGAAAGCUAUCUUGUCUGGGACCCCGACAAACGAGACCAUGGACUUAUCUGGAAUUACCCUAACACCCAGGGAUAUUGACCGAGCGGCUGUGUACUUACAGCAGAAUCUGGAGCUGAUCAGCAAUGUGGAGCUAUGCUUCACUGAAUUGACUGAUGAAGGUUUCCUCCAACUACUGCCUACCCUCAGUUCACUCCCGAAUCUCAACACCCUGUCCCUGAAUGGGAACAAGCUGACCAGGAGCAUACUGAGGGAGCUAACAGAAACACUGAAGGACCUGGAGAAGUUCCCAACUAUCACCUGGAUCGACCUGGGUAACAAUGUUGAUAUCUACUCACUGCCUCAACCCUUUCUGGUCAAUCUGCGGAGGCGAAGCCCCAAGCAUGGCAAUCUACCUACCAUCUUGGAGUUUGGGGAGAGUCAAGGCAGUGAUCUCGAGAGCUCUGACACUGAGCUGUGUGAGAGCCCGGGCAACAGAAUGGGGUCACCACAAGGGCUGACACCGCAGGCCAGUACAGGCAGGAGCUGUGCAGAGGCUGUCCAAGCUGAAAAUGACUCACCGGCCAAUCAAACCUGACAUACAUGUGCUGUAGACAUGGGGCAGUUUCAUUGGCCAGGCGGGCAGCACACAUCAUUUGGGACAUUUGUCAGGCCCAGAACUGGCAGAUUCGGAGCAAAGUGACAGAGGGGAGACAGGGAGGAUGGGAUUUGAGUUCAAGGUGAAGCCAACACGCUGGAAAAAUCUGCCACUCAGAGAUCAAUGCAGGACCUGUGUUCAGUUAGUUACUGCUUUUCUAUUAGAGAUCUGCAUAUUUCUGUUUUAUUUUUUUAAAUACUUGCCUUCCUUUCAGGUCAGUGUCUGUAAUCAAUAGUAACUUAGAGACACCAUGAACUGUCAGUGGAACUAAAUCUACCAGCAGGGCCAUGGUUGGUGGCUAGCAGGUGAAUGUGUGUGUUUCACUGACUCUGCCAUUGGAUGCUUUUCAACCUGAUCCUGACCAUGGUGAGUGUCAGUUACUGCAGAGACUAACAAAGCUUCAGGCUCUCCCAGGGACCACCCUUGAACUCUGCCUCAGUUCCCUCCUGCUAUAAGGGCAUGGAGUCAGUGGCUGCGUUACUGUCCUUCCACAACUGACACAUAUCCUCUGAUUAAAACACAAUCACGAAGUAGCUUACAGAAUGUAGCCCCAGUGGAAUCACGAAUGGAAGCAUCAGUCUUGAUUAAUGUUGCCUGUGCUACAGGGAGCUGAAGCCACAUGCAGCCUUUCAAUCUAUCAUCCCCACUAAUAAACUGCAAAUCCAGGAAAAGACCUUGGUUUUAAUAAAUUUCACCCAGCAGAAUGUUUCCUGAUUUCUUUGUUAACCUGUUAUUGUUCAGUGUCCUCUUUACCUUUCAUUCAUUUCUCCGUUAAGUUAAUUUCCUAAUCUUUGGUUAAUUCAUCACACCCAUUGAAUCGUUGCACACACUUUGCACAUACACUCCUCGAACUGUGCUUCAUGAGUUAGUCAGUGUUAGUUAGUCAGACACUCACAGUCAGUGAAAUGUCUUUUAAUAUUAGCCAAUAGUUGUAAACAAUUCCAUCUUCUCAGCUACUGAUGCUGUUCUUUUCAAAUUCAACCCUUAAAAACCCUUGGCUUUACCAUCCUUGAAAAUGACUGUUCCGUCUCCACCAUCUCAAUCCUUCCCCAAGGCCAUAUUGAUACCUCUCACGUUUCGGGCUUAACUUUGCCAGAAUUCCAUCGCUGAAUCCAUCCCAUCAAGUUUCUAUCCCAGCCUUUAGGAUGGCCUUUAUCAGAAUUUAGGGGAAGCCACAGCCAAGUGGUAUUAUCAUUAAAUGAUUAAUCGAGAGACCCAGUUUCAAAUCCUACCACAGCAGAUGGUGGCAUUUGAAUUCAGUAAAAUAUCUGAAAUUAAAAGUCGAAUGAAGAUCAUGAAACCAUUAUUGAUUGUCAGGAAAAACUCAUCUGGUUCACUCAUGUCCUUUCGGGAAGGAAAUGGUCAUCUUUACCUGGUCUGGCCUACAUGUAACUCCAGACCCACAGCAAUGCAGUUGACUCCGAACUGCCUUCUGGGCAAUUAGGGGUGGGCAGUGAAUGCUGGCCGGCGUGGGGAUGCUCAUAUCUACCCCAGGUCCGUUCUUAUCGAUAUAAUCAGAGCUGGAGCCUGCAACUGUCUCCCUGCUGCUGCAUCAUUCUCUCUGCUGUUCCCCGCAAAAUCUCUCCUUGAUCCCUCCUAUUUCACAUCUACACACUGAGUCUCAGCA
Stegostoma tigrinum is the source of this 3087-nucleotide messenger RNA. RefSeq names its product leucine rich repeat containing 75A (gene lrrc75a). The transcript has 4 exons. NCBI's taxonomy places the organism in Eukaryota, Metazoa, Chordata, Chondrichthyes, Orectolobiformes, Stegostomatidae. The record is from RefSeq and is a predicted model, not a curated record. The coding region runs from base 324 to 1400 and encodes 358 amino acids.